Molecule: messenger RNA, 1115 nt
Organism: Phanerochaete carnosa HHB-10118-sp
Lineage: Eukaryota; Fungi; Basidiomycota; Agaricomycetes; Polyporales; Phanerochaetaceae
Exons: 7
Coding region: 59-1006 (315 amino acids)
Biological process (GO): vesicle-mediated transport; mitotic spindle elongation
Cellular component (GO): Golgi membrane
Source: RefSeq, a predicted model, not a curated record
UCUCCUGCUCAGCACCUUAGCAGACAAAGGCGCGAGCCUGCAGGUUUCCAAUCUCAAUAUGGAGCCAGAAGCCGGCAGAUUGACAUGGCUGUGGACCACGUUCAAACACUACGUGAGGGCGUCAUGGGUACGCUAUAAGAAACUGCCCAUCGGUGGCAAGAUGUUAGUUUGGUCCCUCGGAAUAUUCUAUGCUGCCCUUGGAACCUUCCUGAUUCUUGGAGGGGCUGAACGCCUCGCUCAAGCAUUGUACAAUUUUGGCCAGAAGAUCAACCAUUUACGCUUUGGCUGGAUGAUUCUUGCGGCUAUACUAGUCAUCAUCUCGGUCCCACCGUUCAUUGGCCAUACCACCACUUUGAUGUUAUGCGGGUUCUGUUAUGGGAUGAAGGGGGGUUUCUUCCUGGCAGCCGGAGGCUCAAUCUUCGGCGCAGCCAUGGCGUUUGUGGUUCUCAGACUGCUCUUCAACAAGAGUCUUCGUAAAUGGUCUUCACAGAACGAGAAGUGGCAGGCUCUCGAAGCUGUUAUCCGGGCUCGUGGCCUACCGCUCAUCAUGCUCAUCCGAGCGUCUCCGUUUCCGCCUUGGGUGUAUGCGAAUGCCCUUUUUGCUUCAAUCGAAACGGUGGCACUUUGGCAAUUCGUCGUUGCCUCGGUUGUUUUGCUCCCCAAGAUAUCUCUGUACGUCUUCAUUGGCACUAGACUGGCCGUGCUCUCGGACGGAACGACGCGGAAACAGAUGGACACUCUGACGAAAGUUCUAAACGGAGUCUUAGUUGGCGUUAGCUUCUCUGUUGCCAUUAUCGCCGGAUUAAUCAUUUUCCGGUCGAUGAAAGCGCAUAUAAGGCACUUGGAAGGCAUACCCCCCGAAGUUGACGAACUUGCAGCUGAGGCUCUCGAAGAGGCGAGUGAAGGCGCACCCCUCCUCGGCAACCGCGCUUCGCCUUCCUCUCCUACGGACGAGGAGUCAAACACUACUGUACGACCCGGCCGCGCUUACUCUUCUGCCGCUUGAGCGUCCCAAGUUUCCAUUACGCGGAAGACUGUCUAUUCAUCUAAUUGUGUCAUAGCUCUGGACGAAAUAGCUGUAUGGUAUAAUAGAAUGAGUACCGCCAUGUUAUCAC